Messenger RNA from Adelges cooleyi (spruce gall adelgid), 2456 nucleotides. RefSeq lists its product as uncharacterized. The transcript has 5 exons. NCBI's taxonomy places the organism in Eukaryota, Metazoa, Arthropoda, Insecta, Hemiptera, Adelgidae. Gene Ontology annotation, molecular function: channel regulator activity; voltage-gated calcium channel activity. Gene Ontology annotation, cellular component: postsynaptic density membrane; AMPA glutamate receptor complex. Gene Ontology annotation, biological process: regulation of AMPA receptor activity; positive regulation of synaptic transmission, glutamatergic; postsynaptic neurotransmitter receptor diffusion trapping. The record is from RefSeq and is a predicted model, not a curated record. Bases 311 to 1840 code for a protein of 509 amino acids.
UCUCGGUCGUCCCUCCGCGUUGGCCGGCGCCGCUUAAACGGUUCGAACGCGCGUGAACUCAACGGUUCGUCGACCAACACAAACCACUUGGACGCAACAUAUAAAUAUUCGCAAAACGGUUGGUAAUUGAUGUAAACCUAAAAACAAUAGUAUCAUACAACCGACACUGCGCUGUGUAUUGGUCGCCGCCAAGAGUCCUUUGGUGUACCUGAAGAAUAGGCGAUAGUGGCACUGUGGAUGGGGCGGCACCAGGCGACUGACUUUGACGCGUGACGACGUGGGGUGUAAUCGUCCGGGCCGGCGGUUGACAAUGUGUGCGGUCAGCAAAGUUCCGGAUAACGUGUCGAGGACUAGCGUUGUGUUUGGCGUGGCAUCGUUGGCCAUCCUGUUCACGGGAUUCGUGACAGGGUCGUGGGUGACCACCAGGGAACCAUACAAAGUGCCCGGCACAGAAAUGUAUACGGUGGUCGCGUUCCGCAUUGGAUUGUGGAAAAUCUGCCCCACAAUCAAGAAAAUCAACUCGACGCUAAGUUUACCAUCACUGCAGUGUAAAUAUGUUCCAUAUACUACUGAUUGGAGUUCAGUUGUAGCAUACAGAGACAUUGGUGUCGAUUCGGAUGUGUACUUUACACCGACAUUUGUAUCGAAAAUGAGAUGGUGCGUUCCAUUAGUCGGCAUCAGCUUUUGCCUUAUGCUAGCCGGUACUGUAUUCUCCUUCAGCGGACAUUUUUACAAAGAUCAGAAGACACUGAUAGCUUCGUCGUUGCACACUUUAGCUGGAUUGGUUUUGGCUGUUGGACUGUUCGUGUUCGCGUCUGUUCUCAGUGACAGUUUCUCGCCGGUGUACUUAUCACCGAGCGGUGACGGUAGCAAUUACGGUGAGUACGCGGGACAAGCGACCACUGUUCCGGAUUACGAUUACCGGUACGGCUGGUCGUUCGUCGCCUGCAGCUUGGCGUUUUUGGUGUCCGAGGCGUCGGCCGUGUUCACUAUAACCGCAUACUUCCGGCGCCUGGAAGAGCGUAUGCAGUACAUUGCCGUCGACCGGAAACCGCCGGAAUCGCCGCCGCGCAAUAUGACGGUGACGUCGGCGUCAGGUGACGACUGUUCGCUCGAUUCGUGCGACACCGUGGACAGGGACUCGCCGCAAACGGAACUCUUGAGAGCCGAACGUUCGACGGCCUCGUCGGCAACGGCGUCUUCGUUGACACCGGCGGCCGCCGGACCUGUCGACGAUCAGCCGUCCGCGGACGCCGGUGGUAAGACGCCACCCGACAUAUGUCCAACGAAAAUGGGCGACGAGUCGUCAACAUCCACGCACAUUCCCGGCGCCAUCGUCAAGCAUCCGACGUCCUACUGUAGCGCCACGCUAAACCCAAAGCAUUACAGGCACAUGGCGGUGAUCAGCAGCGGCAACGGGUACGAAGUGGACACUACCAAGCCGUGCACGUGCUCGACGGCCCCGACGGCGGCCACGACGAAGCGGUACGCCACCAUAGCCGCCGGGGUAGCCAGGCACAACGGCGGGAGCGGCGGCGUCAAACAGCAGUGGACGGCUGCCACUUCGGUGACCGCGGCCAAGCGCAGAUCGGGCGCCACCGGUCUGACCGCCAUCAAGGAAACCGUGGACGAUUACUAUCACCAACACCAACACAACCACAGCCAUCAACACCACAACCACAACCAUCACACUCUGGGCCGUAAACCCGACCCGCCCGGCAGGAGACUCAAGGCUGCGGUCGGCGGUUACUGUAUCCCGCAGACGCCCAUCGCCGCUCUGGAAGCUCUCGACUGUCCACCGAUUGCAGAUCCGCGGCUGGUGGCGCCCAGUUCGGUAUGACGCAAAUGUUGCGUCGUCCUGAGCCAGGAUGAGCACGCAGUGUGACGACGACGCCCUUAUACCGGCUGCCAUAUAUUGCGGCCAAACGAACUUAAUUAUAUACCAUAAUUAUCACACAUUGGUUAUUGCCUAUCAGAAUAAUUAAUGUGGUUAGAUCAAAAACGGUUCAAGCGAUAUAAUGUAUUUGUUAAAAAUAACAGCUAAGAAAUAUCUUUUUAAGAAAAUAAAAAAUCGUUUGUACCCUGUUUAGUUGUCGCCACUUCAACUAUUUUACCAAUACACAUCAUGUACAGAUCUAUGACUUACAUUAUGCCAGAGAUCGUGUAUGUGAACUGAACGAUACUUUGUUACAAGUACUAUCCUGUUGUGAUUCUAAACGUACAUUGGUUUUGGUCAAAGGGAUCCGUAAACGUUUUGCUGUGCCUUGUACAUAAUUGGUUGAAUCAAAAUAAUACCUCUACAUAGAGCACACGUUUCACAUUAAAACAUUGAAUAAUAAUAUGUAUUAAAAUAAUAACUAUAAUAUUCGUUAAUGCUAAUGUAUCGUUAUUUGAAACAAUAAUUAUAUAUUUUUUAUCCGCCGUUCGAUCGAAAUGUUUUUUUUUAUAAAUGUCUU